This is a messenger RNA of Triticum aestivum (bread wheat), 2052 nucleotides long. Its product is annotated as polysialoglycoprotein. NCBI's taxonomy places the organism in Eukaryota, Viridiplantae, Streptophyta, Magnoliopsida, Poales, Poaceae. The record is from RefSeq and is a predicted model, not a curated record. Bases 218 to 1804 code for a protein of 528 amino acids. The transcript is spliced from 2 exons. Gene Ontology annotation, biological process: response to abscisic acid; response to stress.
UCAGUCGGCAGGGAGCAGCAAAUUAAAUCCAGUCGGCACGGAGCAGCAGCACCACGCGUCUCCACCCACCCCACGUCCACCUGUGCGUCGAGGUGCGCUCGCCUCCCGCGUUCUGCUCCACUUGUAUUAUAUCUAUCCAUCCUCGAUUGAUCUAGGCUUUCACCGUCUCGCACACACAGAGGGAAAGCAGCUGCACCGUACCGACGUAAGUGCGACGAUGGACGCGCCGGCCCCCGACAACAUCGCCGCUGAGGAGGGCGGGCAGCAACAGAUGCACCAGGACGAGAAGGAGCACAGGCCGAUGUUCAGGAGAGUCAAGGACAAGAUGAGGAAGAUCAAGAACACCAUCGCCGGCCACGGCCACGAUCACGAUCACGAUCACGAGCAGGACACCGGUGGCGGUGAUAGCAACAGCACCGGCGAGGACGAGGAGGAUGCGGCGACGAGGGAAGCCAAGGUGGAGAAGGGCGGAUACCAGCAGCAAGUCGUCGAGGACAAGCCCAUCUUCGCGGACUCCAGUCCCGAGCACGACGACGCUCCGGGGGUGCGACUUGGUGACCUUGGCGCCCCGGCAGCGGCGCAGGAGGUGAAGCGCGACGACGCUCCGGGGGUGCGGCUUGGUGACCUUGGCGCCCCGGAAGCGGAGCAGGAGGUGAAGCGCGACGACGCUCCGGGGGUGCGGCUUGGUGACCUUGGCGCCCCGGCAGCGGAGCAGGAGGUGAAGCGCGACGACGCUCCAGGGGUGCGGCUUGGUGACCUUGGCGCCUCGGCAGCGGCGCAGGAGGUGAAGCGCGACGACGCCGCGGGGAUGCGGCUCGGCGAUUUGGGCGGCCCGGCGUCGGCGCAGGAGGUGAAGCGCGACGACGCUCCGGGGGUGCGGCUCGGCGGUCUCGGCAGCCCUGUCAUCGAGGACCCGGCCGUGCCGAACUCGAGGACGCCCAUGCCGCGAGGUGGCCAAGACAUCGGCACGACGGACGCCAUCCGUAACUUCGAGGCGAUGACUGUGUCAGACGACCCCAAGCAAGUCGGCGCACGGAAGAUGGACGUCGACGUGAGCAAAGAGUAUGAGGCAAUGCCGGUGUCGGACGGCACCGGGGAGGAAUGGAACGACGCACCCACGGACGCCGACUACACCUGGAGCGACACGGACAGGCUCAAGAACACGGCAGCUGACACGGUAUAUGAGAAGGUCGCCGGCGUCGGCACGGUCAUGGCGAGCAAGGCGCAGGAGGUCACCCCCGGCUUCGGCGCUGGCGGGAACGCGCAGGACGACUCCAGCGCAACUGCCGCCCCUGAAUCGGUGACCGCCGGUGCAGGGAAGAGGGACCUCGACUUGCCGCAAGAGGGAACGCGGGCGUCCUACACCGGCACGGAGGGGCUGAAGAACGCGGCCACGGGCGCGACGGGCACGGAGGGGCUGAAGAACGCGGCCACGGGCGCGACGGGCACGGAGGGGCUGAAGAACGCGGCCACGGACGCGACGGGCACGGAGGGGCUGAAGAACGCGGCCACGGACGCGACGGGCACGGAGGGCGCGCCUGGCGCGACGUACACCGACAUGAUCAAGUCCGCGGCGGCGGGCACCACGGAGUACGGCAAGAAGCUGGCGAGCACGGUGUACGACAUGAUCAAGUCCGCGGUGGCGGGCGCCACGGAGUACGGCAAGAAGCUAGCGAGCACGGUGUACGAGAAGGUCGCCGGCGUCGGCACGGCCGUGGCGAGCAAGGCCCAGCAGGUGACGACAUCCGCCGGCACCGCGGUGCUUCACGGCGCGGCUCCAAGGACCAACACGAAUGUGAUGUGAAGUGCAGCGUGUGAUCGAUCAGUGCGCCGUGGUCGAUCGUGGGAUCGAUCGCUGGAAUAAGUCGCCUGGUUGGUGUUUGGGUUCAUCUGGGGCUUCAUCGUUCCUAUAUUUUGGGCAAAACGUGUUCCAGAAGUGUUCGUGUGAGUUUCACACUUUUUGUAUGUCUGUAAAUCAUGUACGGUACGCGUGUGUAUGUACAUGUUUCUGUCUGUCUGUCUGUCUGUCUGUCUAAAUUCUUUUCAACUUCA